UUGAUUCAUUCCUCCUCCUCCACAACAACCAUCUCACUCUCUCUCCUCUUACAGUAACCUCACCGACGAUAAUAACAAACACAAACACCAUUCUAACCAAAAAAUACCCACAAAUCCAGAUCAAACUACCCAAAAUCCCAGAAAAAUUCCGCCAUGGAUCUACAACCAGAAGAGCUUCAAUUCCUUAGCAUAACAGACAUUAUCAAAGAAUCAAUUACAAUCCCUAAACAAUCUCCUCGAACAUUCUACCUCUUAACCCUAGCUUUGAUUUUCCCCCUUUCUUUCGCCAUUUUAGCUCAUUCCUUGUUCACUCACCCUAUUCUAGCUCGUCUUCAAGAUCCCACUACACCCAUUCAAUCUCAAUCCCAUGAGUGGGCCUUGCUCCUUCUCUUUCAGUUUUUCUACCUUCUUUUCCUCUUCACUUUUUCUCUCCUCUCCACCGCCGCCGUCGUCUUCACCGUUGCAUCGCUGUAUACCUCCAAACCUGUCUCCUUCUCCUCCACCAUCGCCGCCAUUCCCUCCGUCUUCCGACGCCUCUUCAACACCUUCAUGUGGGUCUCGCUACUUAUGCUUUUAUAUAAUCUCGCUUUUAUAAUACUCCUUAUUCUGAUAAUCGUUGCGGUUGAUACCGAAAGUACUUUCCUUUUGUUCUUCUCGAUUAUCUUGGCCUUCGCUCUGUUCCUGUUUGUGCAUGUGUAUAUUACCGCGCUCUGGCAUCUUGCUAGUGUCAUCUCUGUUCUCGAGCCGAUUUACGGUUUCACCGCGAUGAAGAAGAGCUAUGAGCUUCUCCAAGGGAAGGUUUUGAUGGCGGGAGUUUUCGUGUUCGGGUACCUGUCAAUUUGUGGGCUUAUUAGUGGUACUUUUGCCACCGUUGUUGUUCAUGGGGAUUCAAAUACGUCUGUUUUUGUUCGGAUUUUGGUUGGUGGAUUCCUUGUUGGUGUUCUUGUGAUUGUAAAUUUGGUGGGUUUGUUGGUUCAGAGUGUGUUUUACUAUGUUUGCAAGAGCUAUCAUCAUCAGGGAAUCGACAAAUCAGCCCUCCAUGAUCAUCUUGGUGGGUACCUUGGGGAGUAUGUGCCUCUAAAGAGCAACAUUCAAUUGGAGAGCCUCGAUAUCUGAUAUGAAAUGGACGGUUGUAUGUUGAAAAUGUGUAGAAUUUUUUUUAAUCUAUUGUAUAAAUGGGAGGCAGAAAGAGUUAUAAGGAGCUGAAUGCUGUCUGUAAGUUUUUUCGCUUUUCGUCUUCUUUUAAUUGGUACAAUAAGAUGCUUUAUUAUCAUCAUCCUUGUUGUUGUGUUGUUGUUAUGUUAAUUGGAUAUGAAAUGAAGUGAGCAUUAGUUCAGAAAAUUAGUUCCUGUGA
Molecule: messenger RNA, 1354 nt
Organism: Spinacia oleracea (spinach)
Lineage: Eukaryota; Viridiplantae; Streptophyta; Magnoliopsida; Caryophyllales; Amaranthaceae
Exons: 1
Coding region: 154-1116 (320 amino acids)
Source: RefSeq, a predicted model, not a curated record